This is a messenger RNA of Anthostomella pinea, 906 nucleotides long. Lineage: Eukaryota; Fungi; Ascomycota; Sordariomycetes; Xylariales; Xylariaceae. The record is from the annotation of a GenBank genome assembly.
AUGAGCAAGUUUGGUGCUAUGAUCAUGGGGCCCGCCGGCGCUGGCAAGUCCACCUUCUGCGCGGCCCUGAUCACGCACCUGCAGCUGAACCGGCGGUCCUGCUUCUACGUCAACCUGGACCCGGCGGCCGAGUCGUUCGAGCACAGCCCGGACCUGGACAUCAAGGACCUGAUCUCGCUCGAGGACGUCAUGGAGGAGAUGGGGCUGGGCCCUAACGGCGGGCUGAUCUACUGCUUCGAGUUCCUGAUGGAGAACCUCGACUUCCUGACCGACGCGCUCGAGUCGCUCACCGAGGAGUAUUUAAUUAUCUUCGACAUGCCCGGCCAGAUCGAGCUGUACACCCACGUGCCCAUCCUCCCCGCGCUCGUCAAGUUCCUGGCGCGCGCGGGAUCCCUCGACAUCCGCCUGUGCGCCGCCUACCUCCUCGAGGCCACCUUCGUCGUCGACCGCGCCAAGUUCUUCGCCGGCACCCUGAGCGCCAUGUCCGCCAUGAUCAUGCUCGAGGUCCCCCACAUCAACAUCCUGUCCAAGAUGGACCUGGUCAAGGACCAAGUCCGCAAGAAGGACCUGAAGCGCUUCAUCACGCCCGACAGCGGCCUGCUGGAGGACGACCCGGCCGAGGCGGCGCGGCGGGCAUAUGAGGGCGGGAACGGCGAGGACGACGAGAUGGCCGAUCCCCAGGACAGAGCCGCCGUGAUGCGGGGCGCCGGGUUCAGGAGGCUCAACAAGGCGGUCGCUGGACUCAUCGAGAACUUCAGCAUGGUGAGCUAUCUCAAGCUCGACGUGCAGGACGAGGAAAGUGUCGGUGCCAUCCUGAGCUACAUCGACGACUGCAUUCAGUACCACGAAGCCCAGGAGCCCAGGGAGAUGAAAGACGAGGAAUAUGAGGGCAUGGACGAGGAAUAA